CAGAAUGCCUAUCCAAGGGAGCCUAUUAAGCGGUUGCGCUUCCUUCGCCGGAAGCCGCGGCGAGGAUUUGCGGAAGUCGGAGGCGGAGCCAGCCCUCUUUCGUUGUGGCGGCUGAAGGAAGAUGACAAAAGGAACAUCCUCCUUUGGAAAGCGUCGCAAUAAGACGCACACUUUGUGCCGUCGAUGUGGGUCCAAGGCCUAUCAUCUCCAGAAGUCCACCUGUGGAAAAUGUGGAUAUCCUGCUAAGCGCAAGAGAAAGUAUAACUGGAGUGCUAAGGCCAAGAGGCGCAAUACUACCGGAACUGGCCGUAUGAGGCAUCUGAAAAAGGUCUACCGCAGAUUCAGGAAUGGAUUCCGUGAAGGAACAGCGCCAAAGCCCAAGAGAGCUGCUGUUGCAGCAUCCAGCUCAUCUUAAGGACUUAAAUGUGUUUUUAAAAUAAAUGGCCUGAAC
Podarcis muralis (Common wall lizard) is the source of this 451-nucleotide messenger RNA. RefSeq names its product ribosomal protein L37 (gene RPL37). Gene Ontology annotation, cellular component: cytosolic large ribosomal subunit; ribosome. Gene Ontology annotation, biological process: translation. Gene Ontology annotation, molecular function: structural constituent of ribosome; RNA binding. The record is from RefSeq and is a predicted model, not a curated record. Lineage: Eukaryota; Metazoa; Chordata; Lepidosauria; Squamata; Lacertidae.